This is a messenger RNA of Manduca sexta (tobacco hornworm), 2421 nucleotides long. It is a transcript of the gene CCT7, whose product is annotated as T-complex protein 1 subunit eta. The record is from RefSeq and is a predicted model, not a curated record. Lineage: Eukaryota; Metazoa; Arthropoda; Insecta; Lepidoptera; Sphingidae. The transcript has 12 exons. Bases 41 to 1807 code for a protein of 588 amino acids. Gene Ontology annotation, biological process: protein folding. Gene Ontology annotation, molecular function: ATP hydrolysis activity; ATP-dependent protein folding chaperone; ATP binding. Gene Ontology annotation, cellular component: chaperonin-containing T-complex.
AGCAAAAAUUAUAACACAAACGAUUAAAAAUAUUUGUUGUAUGUGUAAAGUUAUGAAUUUGUCCGACUUUUAUAUUCAUACAGUUUUGAUAUUCUACCACUGUCUGUUAAACCUUGGCAACACCGUAAAUUUUUUGUCAGUUGUUUUUCGUUUUGUUUGUGGGAUAAAAUUCAACAAAAUGCAACCACAAAUCCUAGUUCUGAGGGAGGGCACGGACCAGUCCCAGGGCAAGCCGCAGCUGAUCUCCAACAUCAACGCCUGCCAGCUGGUCGUAGAUGCGGUGCGCACGACCCUCGGCCCUCGUGGCAUGGACAAGCUGAUUGUGGACCAUGCUGGCAAAGCUGUCAUUUCCAACGAUGGAGCCACAAUCAUGAAGCUCAUGGAUAUUGUCCAUCCUGCUGCUAAAACACUGGUGGACAUCGCUAAAUCACAAGAUGCUGAGGUGGGAGAUGGUACCACUUCAGUGGUCAUACUGGCUGGUGAGAUCCUCAAGAGGCUUAAACCGUUUGUGGAGGAAGGUGUGCACCCGAGGAUCAUAGUGCGCGCGGUGCGCACGGCCGCCAAGCUCACCGUGGACAAGAUCAACGAGCUGGCCAUCAAGGUUGUUGUCAAAUCGCCUGAGGAACAGAGAGAGCUGCUGCGCAAGUGCGCGGUGACGGCGAUGUCGUCAAAGCUGAUCCACCAGCAGAAGGACCACUUCUCCAAGAUGGUGGUGGACGCGGUGUUGUCGCUCGACGCGCCGCUACUGCCGCUCGACAUGAUCGGAAUUAAGAAAGUGUCAGGAGGUGCGUUGGAGGACUCGUUCCUGGUCGCCGGCGUGGCUUUCCAGAAGACCUUCUCGUACGCUGGCUUCGAGAUGCAGCCGAAGAGCUACGACAACUGCAAGAUCGCGCUCCUCAACAUCGAACUGGAACUGAAGGCGGAGAGGGACAAUGCCGAGGUGCGCGUAGACAAUGUCAAAGAGUACCAGAAGGUGGUGGACGCGGAGUGGCAGAUCCUGUACGAGAAGCUGUCCGCGCUGCACGCCAGCGGCGCCAACGUGGUGCUCAGCAUGCUGCCCAUCGGGGACGUCGCCACGCAGUACUUCGCCGACAGGGACAUGUUCUGCGCGGGGCGCGUGCCGCAGGAGGACCUGCGGCGCACGCAGCGCGCGUGCGGCGGCGCGGUGCUGAGCUCGGUGCGCGACCUGCAGCCCGCCGCGCUCGGCUCGUGCGCGCGCUUCACCGAGCGACAGGUCGGCGCCGACAGAUACAACCUCUUCACCGGUUGUCCCGGCGCCAAGACCUGCACGCUGAUCCUGCGCGGCGGCGCCGAGCAGUUCCUCGAGGAGACGGAGCGCUCCCUGCACGACGCCAUCAUGAUCGUGCGGCGCACCAUCCGCAACGACGCCGUGGUGGCGGGCGGCGGCGCCAUCGACAUGGAGUUGUCGCGCCACCUGCGCGAGCACGCGCGCGGCGUGGCCGGCAAGGAGCAGCUGCUGCUGGGCGCCGUGGCGCGCGCGCUCGAGGCCAUCCCGCGCCAGCUCGCCGACAACGCCGGCCUCGACGCCACCGGCCUGCUCAACAAGCUGCGCCAGCGUCACCACCAGGGCGGCAUCUGGUACGGCAUCGACAUACAGAAGGAGGACAUCGCCGACAACUACGAGAGCUGCGUCUGGGAGCCCGCUGUUGUCAAGACCAACGCCAUCACUGCCGCGUGCGAGGCCGCUGCACAGAUCCUGUCAAUAGACGAGACGAUAAAGAACGUGAAGGGCGGCGAGGAGGCGCCGCAGAUGGGCCGCGGGAUGGGCCGCCCGCGCAUGGGAUGAACCACACCAUAACUGUUAAUUUAAUUUAAUACACGUAGCUUUAAGAUGUUAUUCGGUAGCCGACCGCAGACAGCACAUAAUAUAUACUGCACAGUGCCUUAAUUUUGUCUAAUAAUUGUAAUCAUAUGUCAUCAUAUGAAGUCCGUAGACGUUGUUUAGGCAUUAAAAAAAUUGCGUCUAUUUGUAACUGUGAGGGAUUACAUGCCCUCCUGCGGCAUCUGCGGUCGGCUACGGAAUAGCACCUUUAACAGUAUUGUUGUCACGCGACAACUCGCGACCGAGGAAUGUAAAAUAUUUAGAUGUCCCGGUCGAUGCAUUUCUCACAAAUAAAAUAUAACGCUAGAUAGGCAGUGUCAAAGUAUGGUUGCUGAAAGCUAGUGCAUCGUUGUGCAGGUAUUGGACAGUGGCAUGAACAAAUUCAUUUUAUAUGAAUGCUGUCUUAUAAAGUGGUACGUUCUGUCACUGCAUGGUUCCUGCACAGUUUGUAGCCAAAGCUUUGUGGCCGCGGACGCGAACCAAAUGAGUAAUUUGUUAUUUAUACACGCCUGUAGACGGUGCGCAGGCGGCGCCGUGAGGCGAGUGACGUACCAGUGUCUAAUAAACUAAUACACGCA